Sarcophilus harrisii (Tasmanian devil) is the source of this 4417-nucleotide messenger RNA. It is a transcript of the gene PLIN1, whose product is annotated as perilipin 1. The transcript has 9 exons. Gene Ontology annotation, cellular component: lipid droplet. The record is from RefSeq and is a predicted model, not a curated record. Gene Ontology annotation, biological process: lipid metabolic process. Lineage: Eukaryota; Metazoa; Chordata; Mammalia; Dasyuromorphia; Dasyuridae. Bases 271 to 1893 code for a protein of 540 amino acids.
UGACACACCUCCUUUGUCUCCUCUUUCCUUUGGUUGAGAAGUGAUUAGAUCUUCUCAAGAUUUGACUCCUCGGAGUUACUGGAGAUAAUAUUGCCUAAGAAGUUGUUCACCCUGCAAAUUCUGCUGGGUAACUGAUCCAGUGCAGGGUAACUAGUCAGGUGGAGUGAGGUGGAGGGGGAGCAAGUAGUAAAGUCUGCUAGGAGGGCAUCUAUUUUAUUUGUACUGCUUCCAUUGUUCAGGAGGAACAGAGCUAGUGACUGAAGUAUUAAGAUGGCUGUUGACAGGAGCCGGACCACGAUGGAUGGAAACCACCCAGAGCAAGAAAAUGUUCUUCAGAGAGUCUUUCAGCUGCCUGUGGUAAGUGGCACCUGUGAGUGUUUCCAAAAGACCUACACCAGCACCAAGGAAGCCCAUCCUCUUGUGGCUUCUGUAUGUAAUGCCUAUGAGAAAGGUGUACAAGGAGCCAGCAACCUAGCUGCAUGGAGCAUGGAGCCUGUGGUCCGACGGCUGUCAACACAAUUCUCAGCUGCCAAUGAGCUAGCCUGCCGUGGAUUAGACCACUUGGAAGAAAAGAUUCCUGCUCUCCAAUACCCUCCAGAAAAAAUUGCUUCUGAACUAAAGGACACCAUCUCCACCAGGAUCCGAAGUGCCAGAAAUAGCUUCAGUGUCCCCAUUGCCAGCACUUCAGAUAAGAUCCUGGGGGCGGCUUUGGCUGGUGCUGAGCUUGCUUGGGGCAUGGCACAGGACACAGCUGACUAUGCCUCCAGCACCCGGGUGGGUCAGUUGGCAGCUGGAGGGGCAGACUUGGCCUUAAGCAACGUUGAGAAGGUGGUGAACUAUUUGAUGCCAGCACCCAAGGAAAACCCAGCCCCAGUUCUGGAGCACCCUAGUCCUUCCCAAGUUCAGCAGAAGCUGCCAAAGCCCAGCUUUCUUCAAAGAAUUGGAACUUUAACCAACAAUAUCUCCCAGCAUACUUUUCAUACCACCAUCCAGACUCUCCGUUGGGGCCAUGCGUUAGCCAAGUGGAUCCCAGGUGUGGCUCCAUUGAGCAGUAUGGCCCAGUGGGGUGUGUCGGCUGCCCUGGAGGUCGUGUCAAGACCCCGAUCCACAUCAAGGGGAAACUGGCAGUACAACCAGGCUCAGGACGAGGAGGAGGACGAGGAGGAAGAAGAGGAGGAGGAAGAGGAAGAGGAUGAAGAAAACCUUGAAAUGAGGAAGGAGGAGAACAAAUUAAAUGAGACCAUGCCCAGUAACCAGAGCCUCUUAGGUAGUGUGGUUCACACUUUGCAGUCUGCCUACUUGACCACCGUCUCCACUGUAAAGUGGGCGCCCUUUGCCAUCUGGAACAACACUGCUGGAAGACUGCUUCACCUUACUUCUGGUCAGGAAACCUUUGCCAAAGGCAGGGCAAUGUCACUAUCAGAUGCCCUGAAAGGUGUCACAGACAAUGUGGUGGACACAGUGGUGCACUAUGUGCCACUCCCCAGGUUAUCAUUGAUGGAGCCGGAGAGCGAGUUUCAGGACAUAGAUAACCCUCCAUCUGACACUGAUCGAAGUGAAGGGGCCAGUUCUCCCACCCCUGAGGUCCCAAACAAGCUCCUGCACCGUAGCAGCCUGAGGAGUACCCGGAACUGCAACGCUCUCUCCUUCCUGGGCCUAGAAGACAAACUCUUUACACAGCAGAAAGUGUUGGACCAGGUGCCCCAGCAGCGCAGCUCCCUUCACCGUGGCCCCACCUUUGAGCCUGACACACCAGCCAGUAGCCGUUCUAUGUUUUCCUCCUACCACCGUGAGAAACCCACCCGCCGUGUGAGUGACAGCUUCUACCGGCCCAGCGUCAUGGAGCCCAUCUACAACCGGAUCCACCACAACCAGCUUUACAAGAAGAACUGACCCAGGUCCAAGUCCCUGACCAGUCCUUCCUUGGUGCCCUUGGUUGGUCCCCUCAGUUAGCGCUCACACCUUGCUAUAAUUGCCAUGCCCAGCUUAUUCCUGCUGCCUCCCCAGAGAAAAGCAAAUCCUGGAUCUUAGGAGAACUCAGUCCAGUGACCUCUGUGUCUGCUUACAACCUACAUAUUCACUCAUUACUUUGACAGAAUCCUAACCCUCUCCCUUCCAGCUUGCCAGAAAGAUACCACCAGCACUGAGACCAACAUGAGGGCAAAACUGAGGGCUUCUGGUGCUUGGAGGCACCAAAACCAAGGCCCAGAAACUCCUCACUUCAAGGAGCUCCCAGGGUAACUGAAUCAGGUCUAAAUAUAAAGAAUGAGGUCUGGGGAGGGAAAUUUGUGCUUUUAACCAAGGCCCAGAAACUCCUCACUUCAAGGAGCUCCCAGGGUAACUGAAUCAGGUCUAAAUAUAAAGAAUGAGGUCUGGGGAGGGAAAUUUGUGCUUUUAAACCUGCUUCAUCUCAUUUAAGUCAGAGUUAUGCCCCUCUAAGUAGUCCCCUUAGGAGCUGAUACAGUCUUCCAGUGGUGCAACCCCUGCUCAAACACGUCUAGAAUUUUUCUUUGGCAAAAGCCUCCAAGGACCUGUUUGUAGCCACACAAGGCGGCCAGCUUUCCUCUUUGUAUGGUCAGAUCUCCUUAACAGGAACCUACAUGAGAUUUUGAAGAUUAUCUAGUGCAAAUGCCUUGUCUUAUAGAUAAGUGAGUGGUAGCCCAGGGAGGUUGAGUUACUAGCCCAAAGUCAUAUAGGAUAUAGAAUCAGACUCAGGUCAUUUGACUUGAAAUCCCCUCCUUCUCGAUUUCUUUCUUCUUUUUUUGCAAGGCAAUUAGAGUUGUGACUUGCCUGGGUCACAUAGCUAGGAUGUGUUAAGUGUUUGAUGCCAGAUUUGAACUCAGGUCCUCCCAAGUCCAGAACUAGGGCUGUAUCCACUGUGCCAUGUAACUCCUUCUUACUUUUGACCCCAAAUUGACUCCAGAUUUCCAAAAAUCAAAUCCAUCCUCAAAGGAGGAAAGUUUUGUCACCAAUGAGAUUAUUCAAAAGGAAUUGUUCUGAAGACAAUUCCCAAAAACUUGUUCCCAAAGUGUUUUGAGCAAUGUAUUAGAAUAAAUGUAUGGGCUUUCCAAGGAACUUCUUUGAGGGAGACUGUACUCAUUUGGACAUUUAAAAUGUAGGAUAUUGAUUUAACCCUGCCCCUAUAAAAACUGCCUUGAUUUGAUAGUUUCAAACCCUUCCUUCCAUUGCAUAUAGGUUGGAAGCUGUUUAAAGAUACAUCUCUUUAUCUCUUAAAUAACACCUACUUUCUCAGGUUUUCCAUUUGCAUUUUGAUUUCAAGGUUAUCCAAGGACAGAGUAAUGAAAGAGAUGACCAGUCUGGGUUCCUUUCCACUCUGUGUUUCUAUUAUGCAUGACCACAAUGAAUCUCAACACAUUUGUUUUAUUAUUACCUUAGCUCCACCAAUGGAAUUUGAGCUAAUACCCAUAGCAUCUUUUCCCUAAGCUGCUUCAGGUUCCAGUUACAUUGAGCCUUUUUUAUGCCUCACUGAUGUAUUAUAGACUUUGCUAAAUACAAACCCCACCCCCAUGCAACCCCUAAAAAUUUCUUGGUAGAAGGAAGAAGAAUCUUUGUUUCAGAAGUGUUCCUGCAAAUUGACUCAGUUACCUGGGGAGAGAGCUUGGGUGUGAUCACUUUGUGGGCCUCAGUUGACUAUCAGUUGGUGACUCAGCCUCAGAGAGGCCUAAUUUGUGCCUAGUUGUUUGAUUUAAUUCUUAUUUAAUCACUUCUAAGGGUAGAUCAGGAAGCAUGUGAUCAGAGACUAUGAGGGAAUUUUGACAAUACUCUUGGACUGAGCCUAAGAAAGAUGGGGAUCAUUUUCCCUUGCUAAGUAGGGAGGAGUGUCAAUCCAAAUAUGGAGAGGAUAGCUGGGCAAAAGACAAGAGAAAAAAGAGAGGAAAUGAGCAGUGAUAGAAGAAGAGGGCAAGAAGAGUUUCCCUGAGAUUGUUUAGAAUCCCCUCUUGCCCCUCUCUUUGUCCUUUGUAUGAGAAAUCCAGGGAAGGGGAAAAGGUGGAUGUAGUCUAGGAUAUCAGGAAAGGUGAAGAGACUCAGCUUUUCUUAUUAGAGAAUAGGACAGUCAACCUCCAAGAAGACAUACAGAUAUAAGUCUAUAUGCCCUGGAUCUAUUCCCCACCAAGGUCCUGAGCCUGUUUCUUCAUAUGCUGCACAGUUGUGUCAUACUUCAUGGAGAGAAAUGUAGCCAAUGAUCAUUCCUUUGCUCCAGGGAACCCCUUAAUCCUAAGUUUGUGUCUCUAAGCCACUCUAUUGCUCCAUCUCUGUGGGGAGAAUUCAGGCUCCUCCUCUCCACCCCCUUUACUAUCUUGGGGUCAUUGCCAAAGGCUGUCCUGAACCGCAGACUCUCCCUACCUAUGCUCCUGUGCUCCACUACUAGAAAUGUACAAUAAACACAACACAAGAA